UAGAACUUAUACUCACAACAACCCGGAAGUAUAGUCUCAUUUAAGAAAACACGAUUAUGUAUUUAACAGUACACUGUUCUUAAUAAUGGUCGAAUAUUUGGCUAGUUUUAUAAAGCCUGAUAAAAAUAAGAUCCACACGUUUCCAUGGUAACAGACGUGGCGUUCUCCAUCGGAUAAUCAUGGCGGAUGAUUUGGACGAUUUACUUGAUGAAGUCGAAUCAAAGUUUUGUUGCAGCACCUCGGAGUCUAAACAGACAAGCCGUGUUAUAAAACAAACGGAUCAAAAGUGUGAGAAUCUGGAGGACAAGAAACAGCCAAGAAAACAAGGUUUUAAAAGAGUUGAAAAUGAGAUUGAUAUUGACGCUAUGCUGCAUGAAAUACUGGAUGAUGAUGAUGAUAAACACACCAGCACACAUGAACCCAGUCCAGCAAAGGCUUCCUCAAGUGAUUCACGUGCUCAGACAAUCACCAAGAAAUGUUGCCCUGUGUUUCUUGGUGGAAGCUCUGUUGCACAUGGCAUUGGAACCAGCGUUUCCGAAAGGGCCUGCAAUCGAUUAAGAUGUACAUAUUGUGACUUCAGCGUAAUCACGUUUGAUGAUCAUGAAUGGGACUCGUCCUGUGACUAUUUAUUUUUCAGGAACAACAUGCCGGAUUACCACAAGCUGAAGGUGCAUCUGAGGAGGAGAGUGGGUGUUCGUGCGUACGCCUGUCAGUGCAGCUGGAUCUCCAUUCUGACGCUCUCACACCUCAGAGAACAACCGCAGCUCAAGUGGGUUUGUGGGAAACACAGAGCAUGA
Molecule: messenger RNA, 797 nt
Organism: Danio aesculapii
Lineage: Eukaryota; Metazoa; Chordata; Actinopteri; Cypriniformes; Danionidae
Gene: cfap418
Product: cilia and flagella associated protein 418
Exons: 6
Coding region: 180-797 (205 amino acids)
Cellular component (GO): cytosol
Source: RefSeq, a predicted model, not a curated record